This is a messenger RNA of Priceomyces carsonii, 2322 nucleotides long. RefSeq names its product CCR4-NOT core exoribonuclease subunit (gene CCR4). Bases 1 to 2322 code for a protein of 773 amino acids. Gene Ontology annotation, biological process: nuclear-transcribed mRNA poly(A) tail shortening. The transcript has a single exon. Gene Ontology annotation, cellular component: CCR4-NOT complex; nucleus; cytoplasm. The record is from RefSeq and is a predicted model, not a curated record. NCBI's taxonomy places the organism in Eukaryota, Fungi, Ascomycota, Pichiomycetes, Serinales, Debaryomycetaceae. Gene Ontology annotation, molecular function: poly(A)-specific ribonuclease activity; protein binding.
AUGAACAUUAAUUCAAAAUAUCAACAAAAUGGGCCAGUCUCUGGCCAGUCGGGGUUACAAGCGCAACAGAUCUUGCUUCAACAACUACAACAAGGCCAAUCACAGCAACUGCACCCGCCAAGCAAUCCGAUCGCUGGUCAAUUCAAUCAACAGUCAGAUGGCUUUGGUGAAGGGAUAAGUCAACAAGGGAUGUACCAAAAUAAUUAUCAGCGCCCUCAGCAUUUACAGCAACAAUUUUUUCCGCAACAAUUUCUGCAACAACAGGGCCUGCAAAACCAAACAAGCUCUCUUCAAAUGCCAUAUCUGCAACCUCAGGUUCAACAACAAUUUCAGCAGCAACAGCAAGUACCUCAGCCGCCACAUUUACAGCAACAGCAACAGCAACAGCAACAACAACAACAACAACAACAACAGUUCUUUGCGCAACCACAAUCGAAUGUGAUUCUGCAACCUCAUCAACAAAAGGCAACUGCAAUAAAUAUAGAUAAUAUUAACUCAAUUUAUUGGCAACAUCAGAUGCAAUUAUGCCAGCUAUCUAGGAGUGCAAAUAUUCCUCAUUAUUAUGCGAGACAGUAUGCUUCAAAUUCCAGAAAAACGAAAUCCACCUACAAUGAUAUGAAGAUGGUUAGUUUGAUAAGUGCGACAAAAGCAGCAAUGGCUAGCUUGGAAGAGCACGAAAAGUCUUUGAGGGAAGCAACUACAACCCCAGGUAAUAAUUCUGCCUUGUUACACAACAAAAAGUUAGCCCUUGAUGAAGAUAGUGAAGAACAAAGAAUGAGACAAAAGACUCACGGAAAGCAAUUAUGGUGCCAAUUAGACAUGAGUGGUCAAGGCUUGGUUAAUUUGUCACCCAAGCUUUUCCAAUAUGACUUUCUUGAGUCUUUAUAUAUAAAUAAUAACAAGUUGACGUCAGUGCCACCUAUUAUAAGUCAAUUGAGAGGCUUACGAACUUUAGAUUUGUCUCACAACAGACUUACAGAAGUUCCAGGUGAAUUAGGGCUCUGUUUCAAUUUGAGGUAUCUUUACUUGUUUGACAACGAGAUAAGAACUUUACCGAACGAAUUUGGCAACUUAUUUGAAUUACUAUUUUUAGGAAUUGAAGGAAAUCCUUUAGAUUUGAAUCUUGCUAAUAUUCUCGCUGACAAAGGUACCAAAGAACUUAUUGCCUACUUGAGAGAUUCGAGACCAUCAUUGGAAGAACCAAGCCCCAGGCCGUGGUUGGUUUUAGACGAUGAUAUUGAAGUCGCAACAUCAAUGCCUCCCUCCACGGAUGAUUCGUUUACCAUGAUGUCUUACAAUACAUUAUGUCAACAUUACGCUACGACUACCUUAUACAAGUUCACUCCCUCCUGGGCUCUCGAUUGGGAAUAUAGGAGAAACGAAUUACAGAAGGAGAUCUUGAACUAUGGUAGUGAUAUAUUAUGUAUGCAAGAAGUUGAAACGAGAACCUUUUUCGAGUUUUGGACUCCGAUCUUAUCAGAACAUGGCUAUAAGGGGGUAUUUUUUGCUAAAACAAGAUCUAGAACAAUGGGCGAAAAAGAUGCAAAGAAGGUAGAUGGAUGUGCAACAUUCUACAAAACUGACAAAUUCACGUUACUUCAAAAACAAACUUUUGAAUAUAAUAGUGUUUGCAUGGGAUCAGACAAGUAUAAGAAGACUAAAGAUUUGUUCAAUAGGUUCAUGAACAAGGACAAUGUCGCUUUGAUAACAUUCUUGCAGCAUAUAAAAACAGGAGAAAAGCUUGUUAUUACCAAUACCCACUUGCAUUGGGAUCCCGCAUUUAAUGAUGUCAAGGCUUUGCAGGUAGGUAUUUUGCUAGAGGAACUUCAAGGAAUUUGCAAAAAGUUUUACCACUAUAGUAAUAUGGAGGAAAUCAAAAACUCCUCUAUUAUUAUUUGUGGUGACUUCAACUCCGUUAAAGACAGUGCAGUCUAUCAACUUUUUUCCACAGGUCUGGCAUCUAAGCAUGAUGACUUGGAAGGAAGAGAUUAUGGUAGAUUUACUGAUGAAGGCUUCCAUCAACCAUUCAAAUUGAAGUCUGCCUAUGAAAAUAUUGGUGAAUUGCCUUUUACUAACCUCUCACCCGCGUUCACUGAUGUCAUAGACUACAUGUGGUAUUCCACCUCUACAUUGGAGGUAAAGGGUUUGCUCGGUAAAAUCGAUGAAAAUUACGCUAAGCACUGUGUGGGUUUUCCAAAUGCUCAUUUCCCAUCAGAUCACAUCCCUCUCCUCGCAAAGUUUUAUCUUAAAGGAGCUAAGAAGCCGGACUUGAAGCCAGAUUUCAAGCCAGAUUUUAAGUCGGGCUCUUCGAGAAAGACUUGA